Molecule: messenger RNA, 276 nt
Organism: Necator americanus (New World hookworm)
Lineage: Eukaryota; Metazoa; Nematoda; Chromadorea; Rhabditida; Ancylostomatidae
Exons: 4
Coding region: 1-276 (91 amino acids)
Source: RefSeq, a predicted model, not a curated record
AUGUUACCUCUUAACCAGUUAUGUGUCGUGAACGGAGAAAUAAAACUCUGCGAAUUACGUCACGCCGGAGCACCGAUAGAGGCAGAAAAAAAAGAUCGUUCUAGUAUUGGCUUUUCUACUAUACGAAAGCAAAUACAGCAAAUUUUCAGCGAUGAGAGAAUCACGAGAUCUCUCCUGAUAGCCCUGAUAGUUGAGAGAGCCUCAUUUGCUGUUAUCCGGCGUUCACAAACUAUAGAGUUGUUUGAUGUUCCUUCCAUCCGUCGAUACUGUAAAUAG